GGAGCGAGGUUCCGGGUUGUUUUAACCUUGGCAGUGCUGGAAGACAGAGUGGAGUAUAUGGGAACCUGCAAUGGUGAGACUGCUGAGACUAUCGUUGCCCCAUCUAGUGGCCAGCAGAUAUCAUUACCACGAUGCAGGCCAAGGGAGGCGUCACUUAGUCUCUAAGAUUUAUCAUCCGGGAAGUCUGUGGAAGGAAAGUUCUUCAGAAGCGCAGCAAAAAUCCAAUGAGCCCACCAGCAGGAGUCAAAGACUCAUGACCAAAGCAGGCUUAAUACGGCCCUCCAGCCCCGGCUGCUUCCAUUACUUGCCCUAUACUGUACGAGCCAUGGAGAAGCUAAUUCGCCUUGUCGAUCACGCCAUGCAUGACAUUGGAGGACAGAAGAUGGACAUGACCACGCUUUGCUCUGCUGCUCUUUGGAGAAAAAGUGGACGCUGGGAUUUAGUUGGAAAGGAACUGUUCUGUCUGAUGGACCGACACAACCAGGAAUACUGCUUGGGACCCACACAUGAAGAGUCUAUUACCCACCUUGUUGCCACCGAAGGGGGAGUCGGCUACAAACAGCUUCCUCUGCUGCUCUAUCAGAUCACUCGGAAAUUCAGAGACGAGAAGAGGCCGUGCUUUGGCCUGCUGCGCGGCAGGGAGUUUUACAUGAAGGACAUGUAUACUUUUGACGUAACCGAGGAAGCUGCCCACCGAACGUACAACAGCGUGUGCGAGGCCUACUGCAAACUUUUCCACACUCUUGGCUUGAAGUAUGUGAAAGUCCAGGCAGAUACGGGAAACAUUGGGGGGAAAAUGUCACACGAGUUCCAUCUACCUGCCAGCAUUGGUGAAGACAAGUUGAUGGUGUGUGGGAGUUGUGACUUUGCAGCCAACGUGGAGACCUUGACAGCAGAGGAGAAUACCUGUCCGGUAUGUUCUGGAAACCUGGUGGAGAGCAAAGGCAUUGAGAUAGGUCACACGUUCUACCUGGGAACCAAAUACUCCCUUGCGUUUAAUGCUGUCUGUUACGAUCAACAGAACACACCCACCAUUGCUGAAAUGGGAUGCUAUGGCAUUGGCAUAUCAAGACUUUUGGCAGCAUCAAUAGAAGUUCUUUCCACUGAGGAGGACAUUCACUGGCCAAGUCUAAUUGCUCCAUACCAGAUAUGUCUUAUUCCCCCCAAAAAGGGAAGCAAAGAGAGUGCAGCAUUAUCGGCAGUAGAGGAACUCUAUGAUGCCGUAGGUGCAAUCCAUCAUUUAAGAGAUGAGGUGGUUCUAGACGAUCGGGAUCAUCUGACUAUAGGAAAAAGGGUAAAGGAAGCCCAUGUGAUGGGCUAUCCCUAUGUAAUUGUAGUGGGCAAAAAGGCUUUGGAGAGUCCACCACAGUUUGAAGUUCAGAACCACAGAACUGGUGAGGUCCAGUACUUCUCUAAGGAAGGCCUGUUGGACUUUGUGCAGGGAGUCCAGGUGGUCUAAGUAAAGAUUUACAUUG
This is a messenger RNA of Nanorana parkeri, 1475 nucleotides long. It is a transcript of the gene PARS2, whose product is annotated as prolyl-tRNA synthetase 2, mitochondrial (putative). The record is from RefSeq and is a predicted model, not a curated record. Bases 71 to 1459 code for a protein of 462 amino acids. The transcript is spliced from 2 exons. Lineage: Eukaryota; Metazoa; Chordata; Amphibia; Anura; Dicroglossidae. Gene Ontology annotation, molecular function: ATP binding; proline-tRNA ligase activity. Gene Ontology annotation, biological process: prolyl-tRNA aminoacylation. Gene Ontology annotation, cellular component: mitochondrion; cytoplasm.